Molecule: messenger RNA, 1791 nt
Organism: Dovyalis caffra
Lineage: Eukaryota; Viridiplantae; Streptophyta; Magnoliopsida; Malpighiales; Salicaceae
Source: the annotation of a GenBank genome assembly
AUGCUUGAAUUAAUGGCCCUCCCUCCCUUGCCUGCAAAAUUAGGGCAAGUUCUGAACAAUAACAACCUUGUCAUUGCCGAAGCUUGUUCUUCUAUCUUUCAGUAUACAAUCAUGGACAUAUCUACAGCUGUACUUCUUUUUGCUGCUGUAACUACUUAUCUACUGUGGUUCACAUUCAUCUCACGGUCACUAAAGGGUCCACGUGUAUAUCCCUUACUUGGCAGUCUUCCAGGCUUGGUUGAGAAUUGUGACCGCUUGCAUGACUGGAUCUGUGACAACCUCCGCGCGUGUGGUGGCACGUACCAGACUUGCAUCUGUGCAAUACCCUUUUUAGCCAAGAAGCAAGGCCUCGUGACUGUCACGUGUGACCCGAGAAACAUAGAGCAUCUCUUGAAGACCCGGUUCGACAAUUACCCAAAGGGACCUACAUGGCAAGCCGUGUUCCAUGAUUUUCUUGGUGAAGGGAUCUUCAACUCUGAUGGCGACACGUGGCUGUUCCAGCGUAGGACUGCCGCACUGGAAUUCACCACCAGGACUCUACGCCAAGCCAUGGCUAGAUGGGUGAGCCGAGCCAUCAAGCUGAGAUUCUGCCCUUUUCUUGAAACAGCUCAGAAGAAAGGUGAGCCGGUUGAUCUACAAGACUUGUUGCUUCGGCUCACGUUUGACAACAUCUGUGGCUUGGCUUUUGGCAAGGACCCACAAACAUGUGCACCAGGGCUCCCUGAUAACAGCUUUGCUUCAGCUUUCGACCGAGCAACUGAAGCCUCACUUCAGAGAUUCAUUUUGCCAGAAGUUUUGUGGAAGCUCAAAAAAUGGCUUCACCUUGGCUUGGAAGUCAGCUUGAACAGAAGCUUAAUCCAGCUGGACGAUUACCUCACGGACGUUAUAGACACACGUAAGCAAGAAUUAUUGAAUCAACAAAAAGAUGGUGAUCCACAUGAUGAUUUGCUAUCAAGAUUCAUGAAGAAGAAGGAAUCCUACUCAGACACUUUCCUUCAACACGUGGCACUCAAUUUCAUCCUUGCUGGACGUGACACGUCGUCAGUUGCGUUGUGCUGGUUCUUUUGGCUCCUCACGCAAAACCCAUCAGUGGAGGAGAAAAUCUUGCAUGAAAUUUGCACGGUUCUGAUUGAGACACGUGGUGAUGAUGUGGCAAAAUGGGUUGACGAGCCGUUAGGGUUCGAAGAACUUGACAGAUUGAUAUAUCUAAAAGCAGCGUUAUCAGAAACCCUAAGGCUUUACCCUUCGGUGCCUCAGGACUCAAAGCAUGUAGUUUCCGAUGACGUGUUGCCAGAUGGUACAUUUGUGCCGGCGGGAUCUUCGGUGACUUAUUCGAUAUAUGCGACCGGAAGGAUGAAGUCUACAUGGGGCGAAGAUUGCUUGGACUUCAAGCCAGAGAGGUGGUUGUCUUCGGAUGGAAAACAAAUUAUAAUGGUCGAUUCAUACAAGUUCGUUGCAUUCAAUGCAGGCCCUAGAAUAUGUUUAGGGAAACAUUUGGCGUAUCUUCAAAUGAAAUCGGUUGCGGCAGCAGUGCUGUUGCGCCACCGUCUCUCAGUUGUUCAGGGUCACAAGGUGGAGCAAAAGAUGUCAUUAACAUUGUUCAUGAAAUAUGGGCUUAAAGUUAAUGUGCAUAAGAGAGAUUUGGAGGGUACCGUGGCAAGAAUAAUAAAGAAGGGUAAAGAAGGAGAGUCACGUCAGUUGUUGCAUGGUAAUAAUGAGGUAAUUGCCGUUAGGUGUAACGGAGUUAGUGAGAGUAGUACUGGGAAGGGAGUGGUGGUUGGGGUUGUUUAA